Messenger RNA from Linum tenue, 4651 nucleotides. NCBI's taxonomy places the organism in Eukaryota, Viridiplantae, Streptophyta, Magnoliopsida, Malpighiales, Linaceae. The record is from the annotation of a GenBank genome assembly.
AGUCCCAAUACCCGCCUUUUCUAGUAGGGGAGAAGACGAAGAAAGGCUAAAACCCUUCUCUUUCAAAUCCGAUUCAGUGAUUCUCCAAUGGCUGCUUCUUGUUAGCUGCUGGAAUCUGCAGGAUUCGUAUCUCACCGCGGAGUUUUCAGUUCACAUACUGAAGUUCAUUGGGUGAUCAUCUUGUAGUGUUCGUCGCCCGGAAGAACGAGGCUGUGGGAGCUCGGUAUCAGAGAAGAUGAGUACGGUCGAUAAGAUGCUGAUAAAAGGAAUCCGGAGCUUCGACCCGGAGAACAAGCACGUCAUCACCUUCUUCAGGCCUCUUACCCUAAUCGUCGGCCCCAACGGCGCCGGCAAAACUACGAUUAUAGAAUGCUUGAAGGUUGCAUGCACUGGGGAGAUGCCACCGAAUGCAAGGUCUGGGCACAGCUUCGUCCAUGAUCCCAAGGUAGCAGGGGAAACUGAGACAAAGGGACAAAUUAAGCUCCGAUUCAAGACUGCUGCUGGUAAGGAUGUGGUAUGCAUCAGGUCGUUUCAGCUGACGCAGAAAGCGUCGAAGAUGGAGUAUAAGGCAAUCGAGAGUGUGCUUCAGACAAUCAAUCCGCACACUGGAGAGAAAGUUUGCCUUAGCUAUAGAUGUGCUGAUAUGGACAGGGAAAUCCCUGCAUUGAUGGGUGUCUCAAAGGCUGUUCUGGAGAAUGUCAUAUUCGUUCACCAAGAUGAAGCUAACUGGCCCUUGCAAGACCCUUCUACAUUGAAAAAGAAGUUUGAUGACAUAUUCUCUGCCACACGAUAUACCAAGGCCUUAGAAGUCAUCAAGAAACUCCAUAAGGAUCAGGCUCAGGAAAUUAAAGCUUACAAGCUAAAAUUGGAGAAUCUUCAAACCCUGAAGGAUGCUGCAUAUAAGCUCCGUGAAAGCGUUUCUCAAGAUCAAGAAAAGACAGAAUCUUUAAAUCUACAAAUACAAGACUUAGAAAAUAACCUUCAAAAUGUGGACGGAAGAAUCCAUGACACUGAAGCAACACUUAAGGAGGUGAGGAAACUAAAGGAACAGAUAUCCACUAAGAAUGCAGAAAGAGGAAUUCUGGUGGAGGAGAUGGAACGGCAGCUUGCUGCCCUUGAUGCAGAAAUCACAGAUGACGAUGAGACAUUGAUUGGUUGCAAAAACACUUUUGACGAAUUUGUGGCCAACCUCAACACGAAAAUUAGCAAAUUGGAGAGAGAAAUGAAUGAUUCAGAAGUCAAAGCAUCCUUUCUUAAGAAGAAUGUCAAUGAAUACAUCCGAGAGAUUAGUAGGCUUCAGGCUGAAACCGAUGCUCACAAUUCCUUGAAGUACGAAAGAGAUUCUAUAAUCCGAAGCCUUUGUACAAGAUAUAAUUUGGGCUCUUUUCAAGACACCCCAUUAAGUGAUGAGAUGGCUUGGAAUCUCACUGACCGUCUGAAAUCAAGGUCAGUGAAUCUUGAAAAAGAUUUACAAGAGAAAAAGAAAUCAAAUGAUAACCAAGUCAAUGCAGCAGAAAAUAGCUACUGGGAUGCAAAUAAGCGUUGGAAAGACACUGAGUCUCAAGUACAGGCUAAAGCUCAAAUAAAGAAUAGUAUUUCCAAUCGGAUUAAGGACAAGGAACCUGUGCUCGCGUCUUACGAGGAAAAGAUAUCUGAUGUAAAUUUUUCUCGUAUUGAAGAAAAGGAAAAGAAUAUGCGAAUAGAGAUUGAAAGAAAGACUAAUCAGCUUGCUGAACGAGAGUUUGAGUCAAAUAUACGCCAGAAGCAAAGUGAGUUCUAUGGUAUUGAACAACAAAUUAAGGCACUUAAUCGGGAGAAAGAUGUCUUGGCUAGUGAUUCUGAGGACAGAGUUAUGAUGUCUCUCAAGAAGGCGGAAUUGGAUAAUCACAAAAAGAAGCAUAGAAAAAUAAUUGAUGAAUACAAAGAUAAGAUCAGAGGAGUGCUAAAAGGGAGGCUUCCUGUUGAUAAGGAUCUGAAGAAGGAAGUUACACAAGCCUUAAGGACUCUUACUGGUGAGUUUGAUGACUUGAAUUCCAAAACCCGUGAAGCGGAGAAGGAUGUGGAGGUGCUGCAAAUGAAAAUCAAAGAGACUGAAAAUAAUAUCUCCAGACUCCACAAAGAUAUGGAUGCUCGAAAGAGAUCUAUCGAAUCCAAGCUGCAGUCAUUGGAUCAACAAUCUUCCACCAUUGAGUCUUACUUUAAAGCUUUGGAAUCAGCAAAGGAGAAAAGAGAUGUCCAGAAAAGCAAGUAUAACAUUGCUGAUGGCAUGCGGCAAAUGUUUGAUCCUUUUGAACGAGUUGCCCGCGCUCAUCAUCUCUGCCCUUGCUGCGAGCGUCCUUUUUCUCCCGAGGAGGAAGAUGACUUUGUCAAAAAGCAAAGAGUUAAAGCUGCAAGUUCUGCAGAGCACAUGAAAAAGUUGUCCAUUGAUUCUUCAAGCGCAGAUUCUAUCUUCCAGCAGCUGGACAAGCUCCGUAUAGCAUAUGAAGAGUAUGCCAAACUUGGCAAGGACACAAUACCUCUGGCAGAGAAAGCUCUGCAUGAGCUUAAAGAAGAGCUUGAUCAGAAGUCUGAGGCCCUUGAUGAUCUUUUGGGAAUCUUGGCCCAGAUAAAGGCUGAUAAAGACUCAGUUGAUGCAAUAGUGAAACCUAUUGAUACUGCGGAUAGGCUUCAUCAAGAAAUUCAGAGUUUGCAAAAGCAAGUUGAUGAUUUGGAAUACAAGCUUGACCUACGCGGACAAGGUGCCAGGUCUAUGGAAGAAAUCCAGUCUGAACUUAAUGCUUGUCAGAGUACAAGGGACUCCCUGCAGAGUGAACUGGAAAAGUUAAGGGAUGAGCAAAGGUAUAUGGAAAACGAUCUGCAGAACAUACAGCUUCGCUGGCAUGGUCUAAGGGAGGAAAAGGUUGAAGCAUCAAACCUAUUAUGUAAUCUCAAAAGGCUAGAGGAAGAGUUGGAAAAGUUGGCUGAGGAAAAAAAUCAAGCUGAGCUUGAUGAGAAGCAUUUAGCAGCAGCUCUUGGCCCUUUAUCCAGGGAGAAGGAGAAACAACAGAGUGACCAUAAAGAACUGAAAAUCAAACUUGAGCAGGAGUAUGAAGAACAGAGAAAAGAAUUGGAUGAGUAUCAGAUGGAAGUUGACACAGUGCUGAAAACCAUGUCUAAAAUUAAGGAGUACUAUGAUUUAAAGAAGGGCGAGAGACUGAAAGAGGCGCAAGAAAAGCUAUCUAUAUCUGAGUCUCAACUUGAAGACUGCGAGACAGUGAAAAAGAAACAUUCAAAUGAUAUAAGUACGUUAAAGGGAGACUAUGACAAACAAGAGAAACUUAGAAGAGAAAUCGAAGACAACUUAAAUUAUAGGAAAACCAAGGCUGAAGUCGAGAGGCGUACUAACGAGAUCGAAACAUUGGAAAACACAGUGUUACAAAUGGGUGGAUCCUCAAAGUUUGAAGUUGAUCUGAGAAAGCUUUUACAAGAUAGGGACCGGCUUCUGUCAGAGUUUUGGCUUUUCUCGUCAACAGACCAUAGUCCAUGUCGUGAGGGAGAUUGUGCAUUUUCUUUUUCUUGUUUAUGUUUUCCUUUUUAUUCUUUCAUUUAUUAUCAAGAUUAUUGAUCCUCGGGUGAUGAUGGUUAAUUCCCUGUAAAUUAAACAGUUGAAUAGAUGUCGAGGAACCAUGUCUGUCUUUCAAAGCAACAUCUCGAAGAAUAAAGUUGAGCUUAAACAGGCCCAUUAUAAGGAUAUAGACAAGCGUUACUUUGAUCAGCUACUACAGCUCAAGACCACUGAAAUGGCCAAUAAGGACCUAGACAGAUACUAUAAUGCUCUUGACAAAGCACUCAUGCGGUUCCACACCAUGAAAAUGGAGGAAAUCAACAAAAUCAUCAGAGAAUUAUGGCAACAAACCUAUAGGGGACAAGACAUAGAUUACAUACGAAUACAUUCAGAUGCUGAAGGUUCCGGGACUCGUUCUUACAGCUACAAGGUGCUCAUGCAGACCGGUGAUACAGAGCUUGAAAUGAGAGGAAGGUGCAGUGCUGGCCAGAAGGUGCUUGCAUCUCUCAUCAUUCGGUUAGCUUUAGCAGAAACAUUCUGCCUCAACUGUGGAAUACUAGCACUAGAUGAGCCCACGACAAACUUGGACGGCCCAAAUGCCGAGAGUCUCGCAGGGGCGUUGCUAAGAAUUAUGGACGAUCGAAAGGGGCAGGAGAACUUCCAGCUGAUUGUGAUUACUCAUGACGAGCGUUUCGCUCAUCUGAUUGGGCAGCGGCAGCAUGCUGAACGAUAUUAUAGAGUCGCAAAGGAUGACCACCAGCACAGCAUAAUUGAAGCUCAAGAGAUCUUCGAUUGAGCUUUGGGUUUAUUACGUUCUUUUGUAUUUAAAGCUGUAUAUCGGUGUGAAGAUGGUGUUCGGUGAAAGGCAAUGCUGAGUGCUGAGAAUGUUAAGAGCUGAUAGAGUGUGUUUUGUAGGUAUCCAUUUCACACUUUCGACAACUUCCUUUGACAGCUUUGCUCCAAUUGAGCGCAGUUAAAACCAUUGUAGACGAAAUCAAGGAUUCUAUUUAAUUAGAUGUCGUUUGUUACAUGGAAUGAAUCAUCCAUGAAACUGAAUUCCAAAUGUUGACUCGGGUAAACAACUGGGUCACGAUUCGAUUGAUCGAG